CAGAGCCCAUUCGCCAUUGUAGAGCAGAGAAGGGGUAAUAUUCUCUCCAGACGUUACACGGUGUGUGAAUGUUUUGGACUAACUUAAACACAUCACACCGCUGCCAACCUCCCCAGCCGUUUGACAUCCCCUGUUUUCACCUCCCGAAAGGACUGUUGUCGACCGUUUGAGACCGGGCGAGGAGAUCAACGCCUGGAAAUACGCUGUGAUUAUAGGGCCAACCCCGGAGAGAGGAAAAAUAACGUUAACCGGCAGCGGUGGCAGGAGAGACCGUGGACAGUAAUAACAGCGAUCAGCUCGGGCUCCUGGAGGAUGUCUGCGACAACUGUCGAUCAGAGACCUAAAGGACAAGGAAACAAAGUGCAAAACGGUUCAAUGCAUCAGAAGGAUGCUGUAAAUGAUGAUGAUUUUGACAAUUACCUGAGCAGCCAGACAAAUCAGAGUAACAGCUACCCACCAAUGUCCGAUCCCUACAUGCCCAGCUAUUAUGCUCCAUCUAUUGGAUUCCCUUACUCCUUGGGAGAGGCUGCCUGGUCCACUGCAGGAGACCCCCCUAUGCCCUAUCUCACCACCUAUGGACAGAUGAGCAACGGUGAACAUCAUUUCAUUCCAGACGGAGUCUUUAGCCAGCCUGGCGCUUUAGGCAACACGCCCCCUUUUCUCAGCCAACAUGGAUUUAACUUCUUUCCUGGAAAUGCAGACUUUUCCACCUGGGGCACCAGUGGUUCUCAGGGACAGUCUACACAGAGCUCUGCAUACAGCAGCAGCUAUGGCUAUCCCCCCAGCUCAUUGGGUCGGGCCAUAGCUGAUGGACAGGCGGGAUUUGGCAGUGACACUCAACUUAGUAAAGUUCCAGGGCUCAGUAGUAUUGAUCAGGGUAUGGCUGGGCUGAAGCUCGGUUCUGACAUGUCUGCUGUUACGAAAACGGUGGGGUCUCCUUUAGGAGGAACAGCUGGCAUGAGUUGCAUGGCUGCUAAUAGCAUGCCACCUGUCAGCUCCUCUGCACCCAAACCCACCUCAUGGGCGGCUAUCGCAAGAAAACCUGCGAAACCCCAGCCCAAGUUGAAGCCAAAACCCAACAUAGUUUUGGGAAGCGGUGCAACAAUCCCUCCUCCACCAAUAAAACAUAACAUGAACAUUGGAACCUGGGAUGACAAAGGCUCCAUCACCAAACCCCCUCUUACUCAGCAGAUGCUGCCCCCUCAGCCCUUGAUGCAGCAGCAACUCUUACCCCAACCCAUGCUGCAUAACACAUUGGCGCCUCAACACCAGCAGCUCCAGCUGCAAUCACCCCAAACCCCUCAGCAGCUGCCCCCAGGUCCUCCUCACCAUCCCUCACAACCUGGUCCUCCCAUGCACCCACCACAGCAGCAGAACCCACCACCCCAAAACCGUUGGGUGGCUCCUCGGAACAGAGGAACCACCUUCAACCAAAACAUUGGAGUGGAGAACUUUGGCCUUGGGACGGGAGUCCCCAUGAGCUCAUCGCCCUCUUCUGGUGAGGUUCAUCCUGUUCUGGAGAAACUCAAGGCCCUCAACAAUUACAACCCCAAAGACUUCGACUGGAAUUUGAAAAACGGACGAGUCUUUAUCAUCAAGAGCUACUCUGAGGAUGACAUCCACCGCUCCAUUAAGUACUCUAUUUGGUGCAGCACAGAGCAUGGAAAUAAGCGUCUUGAUGGUGCCUACCGUUCACUUGGUGCCAAAGGUCCGCUAUACCUACUCUUCAGUGUCAACGGGAGUGGACACUUCUGCGGCGUUGCCGAAAUGAAGUCGACCGUGGAUUAUAACGCAUACGCUGGAGUCUGGUCCCAGGAUAAGUGGAAGGGCAAGUUUGAGGUGAAAUGGAUCUUUGUUAAGGAUGUGCCUAAUAACCAACUGAGGCACAUUCGUUUAGAGAACAAUGAUAACAAGCCUGUCACCAACUCCAGGGACACUCAGGAAGUGCCCCUAGAGAAAGCAAAGCAAGUGCUUAAAAUUAUUGCAACUUUCAAGCAUACCACCUCAAUCUUUGACGAUUUUGCACAUUACGAAAAGCGCCAGGAGGAAGAGGAAGCCAUGCGAAGGGAGCGAAAUAGAAAUAAACAGUAGGUUUACAGUGAUCUCCCUGAUAGAACGUCAACACUAAUGAUGUAGAAACGUAACUAUUGCAUAACCUCAGAGGAAGAAGGGGAUCUGACACCAUUUCUGCAGAAGACGAUGUAUGAACCCUUAUCACGACAGUGGACUAUGGAUCGACCCUUAUGCUCAAGUCUCGCACGAAACAGAAAGAAAAUCACUCACGUAAACUGUAUCUUUAAGCACUUUCAGCCCUUCUAAAAGCUUCUUCCAGUACCCUUAACUCAUUGGACAUCUGUUUGGUAUUAACUGACUAACCAGUGUAGUUGGGUCUGAGGAUUUCAAAUGUAUUUUUAGGCUUAUUGUUUUGUCUGUUUUGUUUUUGUAAAUCCUUCAAAUUUUAGCGCUUUAUAAAUUUGAGCACACUCAGAGGAGAUGAGAACUUAUUUGUCCAUGGAAAGAAAAAUAUAUACUUGAAUCUACGUGAAACUGUAAAAAAACGUAAUUGAGGCGCAGAAAAACGUGCGUCCUACCUGACUGACUCCACGGUAGCCCAUUCACCUUUGUGUAUCAGCAUCUGUGUACCAAAAAAUAAUUAUGCUGCUUGGUGGAGAAUGACACCAGCCAAUUUACAUUUGUAUUGUUUUAUUUUAUGUAUUUUGUUGCAAUCGUGUCAUUUUGAAGUGCAUUUGUCUUAGGAGAAACCUGCUCAGAAAUGCCAUAAGUCCUCUGAAAGGCCAUGCUGUUCAGGAGAACAUCUGUAUCGUAUCUGCUGCUUAUCGGGAUUCAGGCAAUUAUGGACACCCACCAAGAACUUGACAGUUUUCUCUUAUGGAUGACUUGCUAGCUAAAAUAAACAUCCAUGUUUAGCGAUUCCACGUUUUGAGUUUUUACUUUCAGAAGGUGCCGUUAACCCCUUAUUUUAAUGGAUGCGAAACAUCAUUCGUAUUGUCCAAAUUUGUAUUGCAUGAGAACUUCCGGUUUUGUCGUUUGCAACUAUAUACAACGCAUUAUUCUCAUGCAAAUGAAAACGGUCUAUUUAGGUCUUGAUUAUAUUGAUUGAAUGAUACAGUAAUAUCGUUACUAUGGCCUGACGUUACAGUCCAAAUGGUCCCUGAUGGGGUCCAGUGGUACAAGCUGCCAGUGUCUUGAAAUCACACCCCUCCAUAAGAUGAUGUUCAAAUAUACGAGUAAUGCAGAGUAAUUACUGUCUCUGCUAGUUCCUGUUUGCUCAAUGGAAGCUGCCUUCAGAAACCACAAAAGACUGCUCUUGCUUCAGGAAGAUGUGGGUAAGAAGAACCAGACCCAAUGAUGGAACAGGCAGCGCCUGGGUCUAAAUUAAUUGGACGAUGGCACUGCUGCAAAAAGAGAUGCCUUCCGCCCCUUUCUCUGUGUGCUUUGAUUUAAGGCCAUGUUUGUAUGGGUUACUGUAAAUUAAUGCUACUUUAUGAUGCUGAUGCUAAUCAAGAUAUGAUGUGAUUAAUAUGAUUUCAAAAAUAAAAAUAUAGAUUUAUGGAA
This is a messenger RNA of Xyrauchen texanus (razorback sucker), 3576 nucleotides long. RefSeq names its product YTH N6-methyladenosine RNA binding protein F3 (gene ythdf3). Gene Ontology annotation, cellular component: cytoplasm. The coding region runs from base 313 to 2091 and encodes 592 amino acids. The transcript is spliced from 5 exons. Gene Ontology annotation, biological process: mRNA destabilization. Gene Ontology annotation, molecular function: N6-methyladenosine-containing RNA reader activity; mRNA binding. Lineage: Eukaryota; Metazoa; Chordata; Actinopteri; Cypriniformes; Catostomidae. The record is from RefSeq and is a predicted model, not a curated record.